AUGCCACCCGAGGACAGAACGGAAGUUGAACAAAUUUUUAGAAAAGACGAUAAACAUCAUGCGGAUAUAUCAUCAAGCAACGACCAUCUUGAUAUACAUUCCGCAUCCGCUUUCUUAAAAUCAUCCUUUGAAUUUCGUACUCAUUUGGUAGAUUUAGAUGCCACACCUAAAAGAACUUUGCCUCAAAAAAUUCAAAAUGUUCCUCUUAUCUAUCCUUCUAUUACUUAUCUGAUUUAUUUUGGUCGAGUAAUAGAACAUUUGUUCCUCACGAUAUUAUUUGAUUGGACUACUAUUAUCGCACAUCCCAUUAAUUUCGUGUUGAUGUUCGUGUUAUUUCCCUUGGCUACUGUGAUUUUAUUCUUUCUUGAAUGUAUCUUACGAUUCGUGUCUUUUGUAUCUCAACCUUCGAUUAAUGAACCCUUGCUUAAAAAUUGGUCUAAAUUGAUACCAUCGAUCCGGGAAAAUAUUCAACGGGGAAUAGAAGUUCUCGAUGCUUCUCCUCUGUAUCAAUGUAAAUAUAAAAAAAAUUUCGACCUAGACCAAGCACAGACAUUGUUAUUUCUCUUGAAUAUGUUGUCCGAAAGAGACGAGGCAAAGGUUAAAGAGGCUUUCGCUAUGUUACGCGAUAUGCAAGGUGUUUUAAAAAAAGAACCUGAUGAUAUAAACAAUGAAAAUGUAAAAAAUAUUUUCAAAGUUCUAAUAGAAAGUGAAGCGAAUAUAUGUAAACAAUUAAAGGAAUUUGAUAUUGAAUUUACUUCACUUUCCGAAUUGAAUUCUAUCGGAGGUCCAUACGCUGGGAUGUUUUGGUCUGAAAAAAGAAAUUUCAUCGUAGUCGCUUUCAAAGGAACAAAUCCCACGAAUUUUAGUGACUGGUUGAUAAACUUUACCUUUCAACGAACAGAUGCAAGAUCUUAUUUGUUUGGAGAGAUCCAUGAAGGAUUUUACAAUUCCCUUUUCCCUAUUGAUGAAUACGAUUCAGCAAGACUUGAUAGAAGAUGCCCGGCAACAAGAAUUAUUGAAGCCGUUCAUAAAAGAGCCAAAAUAAUUCGAGAACGAAACGCAAAGGACAAUGAUAUGCCAAUUGAAGAUACUUCAAAAGUUUCGGUUUGGAUUACCGGCCAUUCUUUAGGAGGUGCCUUGGCAACUAUCUUUUAUUCAAGGUUAUUAAAAUCUCCUCAAAGCUUAAAUGAACAUUGUUUAAUAAGGGAUGGCAUAACUUUCGCUAGCCCAUCAAUCGGAGAUAGUGAUUUCGCAGCAGAAUUUUCAUCAUUAUCUAAUCGAUCACCUAGCGAAUAUAAAACAAUGUGGAGAAUUGUUUGCGAUAAUGAUAUAGUACCACGCGUUCCUCCCGGACAUCAUUAUCCAAGGUUACGGAGAUUUACCAGUAAAGUUCAUAUCUUGAAUUAUUUUCAUAUUGGAGAUGAAGCAAGAUUUUAUCAAGACGGUAGUAAACCUAUGUCCAUGCGUAACCUUUUCGAUGAUGAUAAGGAUUUCUAUUUUAUUGAAAAGGGUUUAGAUUAUAAUUGGAAAAGUUUGUUUGGUUUUUAUGACCCUUUCGACCAUAAGCCUAGAAAAAAAUCGGAUGUGAAUCCUAGAUAUGACAUUCCUUUAUAUAAUUAUGAAAAAUGGUUUCCUAGUUUCAUCCUCAAUCAUAUGUCUCAUCGUUACCUCGUUGCUUUAGAAAAGUCGAGACCAUUUUUCAAGAGUUUGGAUGAUAUAUCUUUUGUUGUCUAA
Messenger RNA from Funneliformis geosporum, 1734 nucleotides. The record is from the annotation of a GenBank genome assembly. Lineage: Eukaryota; Fungi; Glomeromycota; Glomeromycetes; Glomerales; Glomeraceae.